Ixodes scapularis (black-legged tick) is the source of this 1573-nucleotide messenger RNA. Its product is annotated as zinc finger protein 2 homolog. Lineage: Eukaryota; Metazoa; Arthropoda; Arachnida; Ixodida; Ixodidae. The record is from RefSeq and is a predicted model, not a curated record. Bases 264 to 1121 code for a protein of 285 amino acids. The transcript has 4 exons.
GAGCUGUGCUGCCGAGACAACAGUACCCAUUUUACGUUUAGGCGAUCACACUCCUUGAUCUUCUCGACUUCUUAUUCAGCAAACAGUGCUUGAGACAUGGGAACCGGGACUCAAAGCCUGCGGACUGCAUCUCAACUAGUCGCGAGUUGCAUCUUUGAGGCCCCUGCACUAAAAGCUGAAUCCUUAGGCUCCUCAAGUAGUCCUGUUGCUCCUCCAUGAUCUUGCAAGCCAUUGUGGGAGCCUGACUGCGGCCAGUAAUUUCUAUGGAGCCAGUUCACUCUUUAAGUCACGGUGAAGGAGCCACACUGCUGGAGCACACCAGCAGCCUGCUGAAAGCCACCGAGGACAUCUGGUUCAGAUGCUGUUUCUGCACCUAUGCCACCAGAGAUCAACAUGGAAUCAUGAGCCACCUUGUGUGCAAUGUUGGUGAACAAAUGAAGUGCCAGCAUCCUUCCAUGUUCUCUGGCUCUGGGUCAAAAGUGCCCAGCAACACUCGAAAGCACAAGAGUGACAAGUUGUACAAGUGCAAUCUGUGUCCUCAAGCCUUUGUUACUAAUUUUCAUCUGACCAGACAUAAUCAAACACACACAGGUGAAAAGCCAUUUAAGUGCAGGUUGUGCCCCCAAGCCUUUGCACGGAAGUGCAAUCUAAUAAGCCAUAAUCAAACACACACUGGUGAAAAGCCAUUUAAGUGCAAGCUUUGUCCCCUAUCCUUUGCUCGGAAUAUUCUUCUGAAAAUCCAUAAUCGAAAACACAGUGGUGAAAAACCUUAUGAGUGCAAGCUGUGCCCUCAAGCCUUUUCUCAGAAUAGAUAUCUGAUCGACCACAAACGAAUACACACUGGGGAAAAACCAUUUAAGUGCAAGCUUUGCCCCCAAGUCUUUACUCGGAGUUCACAUCUAAGAUUUCAUAACCAAACCCACACUGGUGAAAAGCCAUUUAAGUGCAAACUUUGUCCCCAAGCCUUUUCUCGAAGUUUCGUUCUUAGGAGCCAUAAUCUAAAACACACUGGUGAAAAGCCAUUUAAAUGCAAGCAGUGCCUCCGAACCUUUUCUCAUAACUCCAGUCUGAUCCGCCAUUAUCGAACAAACACACAGUGUUUAAAAACCUUACAAAUGUGAACGAUGCCCCAAAAGCUUUGCUCAGAAUAGGAGCCUAAUCCACCACAAUCAAAUGCACACAUGCCUUGCAGUUGUCCUGUAAGUGGAGCCUGCCAUGCUUUAUAAUGUGUGCAAAAAUUUCACUCAUGCAGAAUUGUAUGCCAUUUUAAUUUAAAUGUACAUAUGCCCAAGUGCAAGCAAUGCCCCAUAGCCUUUGCUCGGAUUAACAGUUAAUCUCGCCAUAUUGAAGCGCUUAUGCGCAAUAAGCCUCACAAGGUCCAGCAGCAUCCCAGGUCGUUUUCUAUACGGUCUUGAAUAAUUAAGCUCAUACCAACACACGAGUUUGAAAAAACCUAAGGGCAUUUGCAUAAAGACGCUGGCGGCAAAUGGGCCUUCCAAAUGCCAGCAAUAUCCAAUGAGGUUUGUCGGAAUUCUGGUGUGCUGAGCCAUAGAGAUUGUGCACAGAGCCAGAC